Molecule: messenger RNA, 2108 nt
Organism: Callorhinchus milii (elephant shark)
Lineage: Eukaryota; Metazoa; Chordata; Chondrichthyes; Chimaeriformes; Callorhinchidae
Product: spidroin-1-like
Exons: 21
Coding region: 187-1830 (547 amino acids)
Biological process (GO): apoptotic signaling pathway
Cellular component (GO): membrane; mitochondrion
Source: RefSeq, a predicted model, not a curated record
UGUGUUCUGUGAAGCGCUUUGGGACGUCCUCCCGACGUGUCCAUCAGCACAGCGACUGCUGCAGAUGUGAAGCUAGAUUUCAACAACAAUCUUGCAUUGAAGCCUGGCAAGGACUGGUGUGAAGAGGGUCGUGUGGUCACAGCCUCGACCAGAUCUCACUGAACCACUUCUUGAAAGGACUGAAAAAUGUGGCACCGGGUCUACAUCCUGCUCAUCGUGUCCGCUUGCUUCCACACAGGAUCCGCACUUUGGAGCGCUACAGCUCUGUGGACUGCAGGAGGAGCAGUUGUUGCAGUGGUGGCUGCUCCAGUGGUGCUCGGUGCUGCUGGCUUCACUGGUGCUGGAAUUGUAGCAGGAUCCAUAGCAGCGAAAACCAUGUCAGCGGCUGCCAUAGCCAAUGGAGGAGGAAUAGCAGCAGGUGGUUUGGUGGCUGUCCUACAGUCUGCAGGAGCGGCUGGACUCUCAGCUGCUGGCAGUGCUGUGGUCGGGACAGUAGGGGCUGCGACUGGCUACGGUAUUAAAAAGGCUUUUGACAUUGCUGGAGUGGUGGGUGUUCCUUUGGGGCUCAGUGCUGCUGGAAUUGGGGCAGGAACCUUAGCAGCCAACGCAGGAGGAAUAGCAGCAAGUGGUUUGGCGGCAGGAGCGGCUGGACUCUCAGCUGCUGGCAGUGCUGUGGUCGGGACAGUAGGGGCUGCGACUGGCUACGGUAUUAAAAAGGCUUUUGUCAUUGCUGGAGUGGUGGGUGUUCCUUUGGGGCUCAGUGCUGCUGGAAUUGGGGCAGGAACCUUAGCAGCCAACGCAGGAGGAAUAGCAGCAAGUGGUUUGGCGGCAGGAGCGGCUGGACUCUCAGCUGCUGGCAGUGCUGUGGUCGGGACAGUAGGGGCUGCGACUGGCUACGGAGCGGCUGGACUCUCACCUGCUGGCAGUGCUGUGGUCGGGACAGUAGGGGCUGCGACUGGCUACGUUGUUGCAGUGGGGGCUGUCCCAGUGGUGCUCGGUGCUGCUGGCUUCACUAGUGCUGGAAUUGGAGCAGGAACCUUAGCAGCAAAAGCCAUGUCAGCAACUGCCAUAGCCAAUGGAGGAGGAGUAGCAGCAGGCAGUUUCGUGGCUGUCCUACAGUCUGUAGGAGCGGCUGGACUCUCAGCUGCUGGCAGUGCUGUGGUCGGGACAUUAGGGGCUGCGACUGGCUACGUUGCUGGAGUGGUGGGUGUUCCUUUGGGGCUCAGUGCUGCUGGAAUUGGGGCAGGAACCUUAGCAGCCAACGCAGGAGGAAUAGCAGCAAGUGGUUUGGCGGCAGGAGCGGCUGGACUCUCAGCUGCUGGCAGUGCUGUGGUCGGGACAGUAGGGGCUGCGACUGGCUACGGUAUUAAAAAGGCUUUUGACAUUGCUGGAGUGGUGGGUGUUCCUUUGGGGCUCAGUGCUGCUGGAAUUGGGGCAGGAACCUUAGCAGCCAACGCAGGAGGAAAAGCAGCAAGUGGUUUGGCGGCAGGAGCGGCUGGACUCUCAGCUGCUGGCAGUGCUGUGGUCGGGACAGUAGGGGCUGCGACUGGCUACGGUAUUAAAAAGGCUUUUGACAUUGCUGGAGUGGUGGGUGUUCCUUUGGGGCUCAGUGCUGCUGGAAUUGGGGCAGGAACCUUAGCAGCCAACGCAGGAGGAAAAGCAGCAAGUGGUUUGGCGGCAGGAGCGGCUGGACUCUCAGCUGCUGGCAGUGCUGUGGUCGGGACAGUAGGGGCUGCGACUGGCUACGGUAUUAAAAAGGCUUUUGACAUUGCUGGAGUGGUGGGUGUUCCUUUGGGCUCAGUGCUGCUGGAAUUGGGGCAGGAACCUUAGCAGCCAACGCAGGAGGAAAAGCAGCAAGUGGUUUGGCGGCAGUUUCAGGCAGGAGCUCGUGCUGACGGCUUCACAACACUCAAGAUAACAUGGAGCUGAACUGCCAGAACAGCCCUCGGCCACUUCCUGACACGUGUCACUGCAGCCGGCCAGCCAAUCACUGCCCGUCGUCCUCAGCUACAGCGAGAGAGAGAGAGAGCGCAGGUCAGGGCAAUAACGGGGACAGCAGUUAUUAUUAAUAAUAAUCAUCCUUACAUCUGACAUGGCACCUUUCACGU